Molecule: messenger RNA, 1286 nt
Organism: Helobdella robusta
Lineage: Eukaryota; Metazoa; Annelida; Clitellata; Rhynchobdellida; Glossiphoniidae
Exons: 11
Coding region: 90-1115 (341 amino acids)
Biological process (GO): maturation of SSU-rRNA from tricistronic rRNA transcript (SSU-rRNA, 5.8S rRNA, LSU-rRNA)
Cellular component (GO): small-subunit processome; nucleolus
Source: RefSeq, a predicted model, not a curated record
AAAAAAUUUAAAAGUAAACAACGUCUAUAUACUAUCGUUCGUUUUAAACGUGUUAUUUCGGUAAAUGAUUUUUAGUUAUUUUCUAAAAAAUGGAUAUCUCUGAUGAUGACAAAACAGCCUGCAUUGAGAUCCUUAAGAAAAUAGGCAGAAACGUUGAGAGGAUUAACGAUGAUGUCAUAGUUUUAUUGAAGAGGUUCACUAACGAGAAGUUCUCCAUGAAAGGAGGCCAUCCAUUGUUAUCAUUGAAAAUCCAGUUAAUGCUAAACUACAUGUUGAGUAUGUAUAACAUGAUGAGAGAGAAAGUGAGAGGUCGCAGUAUAUCUGAGUCCGAAGACGUCUGGAGGAUGAUCGAGAUUAGGACGGUUUUAGAAAAGUUGAGACCCAUAGAACAUAAGAUGAAAUUCGAAAUUGAAAGAAAAACACAGUCAGCUCUGGCUGGCUUAGAUCCAAGUGAUCCUUUAAGGUUGAAACCAGGUCUAUCUAAUCUCGAUAGUAAUCAGGCAGAUGAUGAUGAUGAGGACGGAAUCUCCAAGAAUGACAGAAAGAAUAAAAAAAGAAAUAAUGACGACGGUGAUGGUAAUGAUGGCGACGAUGGUGAGAAUGAUGAUGAAGAUGAGGAUGAUGAUGAUGGGGAUGGUUUUUCUAAACCGCAAAUCUAUCAACCUCCAAAGUUAAGACCCGUGUUUUACGAUGGGGACGAGACCGCUCAAUCCAAAAGGGAAAAAAUGAUGGAAAAAGCGAAAAAGGUUGCAACCAAGAGUAGGCUGCUGAAUGAGUUGAGGAAUGAAUUUUCUGAUCAACCCGAAGAAAUCAUCGAUGGUUUUGGAGGAAAAAGGAUUUCUGAUAGACUGAAUGAAAAAGAAAAGACAGAAUACGAAGAGAACUAUUUCAUAAGAAUGCAAAUGACGAAGAAGGAAAAGAUGGCCAAAAAGCGGAUGCAGUCGUUGAUGACGUCAGUGGGUGGGCUGUGGAAUGCCGGAAGAUACUCGGACAUAUCCAUGCUGGCUGGGGACGGUGCUGGAGGGGGUGGCAGGGACAAAAAGUCCAAAGGCAAGAAGCGAUCAAGAAGUCAGGGUAAGGCGGGGAAGAAGAAAAGACGAAUUAAAUUUCACUAAAUAAUAAUUGUGUGUAUGUAUGUAUGUAUGUAUGUGUUUGUUGGCUUGCUUGCUUGUGUGUGUGUGUGUUUGUGUUUGUAUGUGGGUAACAUUUGAGAUGGUUUAAAAUCAUUGUUUAAUUACUCCAUUGUUAUUUUUGAUUUUAAUGUGAAAGAAACUCUGUACAGUCGA